GACUCAAUGGACCCGUGUAUACCAUCGCAUACAACGAACAAAACGGAACGAUUUAUUUCGGAGGAAGAUUCACUGCCACGGGGGAUGGUUCCUUUGGAGUGUCGAACAACACACAACCAAUUAAUAUAAAGAAUGCCACGGUCAUAUGCGGCGGCGAUCUUGAUGGUCCGAGCAAUACAUGGUUGUUGCAGGAUAAUAUGCCCGGGUUCUGGAGAGUGGCGUUCAAUACUAGUUUGUCGCCCACGGCGAUCUCCAUUAGAAACACUAAUUACCAAGGGAGAGGGACCAAAUCUUUCAGAUUAGUGUCUUCGCCCGAUCAAAGCGUCUUGACACUGGUCUAUGCUAACGCUACAACCGGAGAGAUAACAAAUUGUUCGAAUAUCUGUACCUUGGAUCCAAAUAAUCAGGUCUUCCAAAUUUAUUAUUUCAAUCAACCCGUGAAUUUAACCGGAUUCGAAAUUGACAUACUGGAAUGGUACGGUGAGGGAGGUGGACUUCACGGCAUUCAACUAUUUCAAACCGGCAAGUCAUUUCAUUUGAUGCAUGUUGAACACGAAUCAAUCUUUUCGCAACUCCCUAAUAAUUAUGCAUGCUAUGAUUCCUUUGAAAUCAUCAGAUAUCGUUCAGUAAAAACUGUGGGAAACUGGACUUCCCGGUUAUUGUCCGGAAUAUGGGAAUAUGUGAUGAUGACCACCAUUCCUUCGUCACAACUCACAAGCUCCACCGCGGAACUGACCCUGAUUCCAUACAUUCCUGAAUCCGGCUACUAUAACGUUACCCUCUUCACUCCCAGCUGUUUACCCAUCGGUUGUUCUUCCACCACAUCCAUCGAUGUCAAGCUAAUCGUGAUGCCCAAUGUGUCCAUCACCUUCACCAUAACGGAGAAUUAUACAGAGGAGUAUCAUGAAGAUGCCAUUUAUAGCGGGUUCGUAGUUGCCACCUCCGCCGCCUUUCAGCCGCGGGUCGAGAUCACCGUGUCCAAAACGGCAAAACCACCUGCGGAUGGUGGUGACGCCGUGAUAUACGUUGACCGCGUGUUAUUCAAACCCACCAACAUCAGUAAUAAUUCCCUGAGCGGUCUACUCCAGUACACGCCGGCAUCAUCAGGUGUGCAAGCCUCAUGGUACGGACUUCACGGAAAAUUGGCACCCGGGGCAAACGUAUCAGACAUAGCGGUCAUAUCAUCUUCGGAGAUCAUUAUAGGCGGUAAAUUUGAAAACGAGACAUUCUCCAACAUCGUUCAAUAUGAUGGGUCCAGCUUCACCUCUCUCCCCAGCGGAGGUCUCAAUGGGCAAGUCAAUGUAGUGCUUCAAGUGGGUAAUGACUUGAUGGUCGGCGGAUUGUUCAAUAGCACGGCAAGCAAUGAUGCCACCGGAUUCAACAACCUCGCAAUAUAUAACAUUGAAAAAAGGUCGUGGCGCGCAGCGGGUGAAGGCGUGAACGGCGAAGUGACACGUCUGGCCCCGGUGAAUGAGUUUAAUUCGAGCAGAGUUCAUGUUGUCGGUAGAUUUAAUACAUUGAUAUCGCAACAGGCUGUCGCCCAGAAUGCAACCUUCGGGAAUGUCACAUUUGGCCACGCGGUAUGGGACGACAGCAUCGAAAAUUGGGUCUCAACUGUUUUCGUGGAAGGUUUGGUAGGUGACGUGGUUCCUUACUCUCUGCCAAACAACCAAACUGUCAUAAGUUUCUGGGGUGGAAAUAUCAUUUCCGCACUUUCCUUUGAAGCAUUUAGCGGGAUUCUGAUAACGUCAUCCGGAAUUUCACCAUUGCCCAUAUAUCCUCAAUCCAAUGCUUCCGAGGUAAUCAUAAAUGCUGCAUGCACGGAUCCGACCCAAACGUAUCAGAUAAUCGGUGGAAAAUUUCAAUUUGACAAUUUAAAUAAUAUUGGAAUAUUGAAAAACAAUGCGUGGAAUGCGGUGUCGGUUGGUAAUGUGAUAGAGGUCAGAGCGCUCACGGUGUAUGAUAAUAUUUUGUAUGUUGGGAGUUCGGUUAAUUCGAGUAAGGAUCAGGCGUUCGCCGUCUUCACUCUUUCGGAUUUUAAAACGGUCAAUACACUACCAUUAUCUGCCAGCGAUAAUCAGAUUCGUGUGAACUCGAUAAAAAAUCGCGGUGGAACCGAUAACAUAGUGGUAGCGGGCAAAUUUGAUCAGGCCGGAUCUUUGUAUUGUGAAUCGGUCUGUCUGUGGAUUUCCGGUAAUCAACGAUGGAGUCCCCUUUCCAAUAAUAAUGUCUCGGGUGAGAUUUUGUCGAUUGAUUUCAUAGGGACAGACCAAAAUCAGAACAUACUGAUGGCUGCCGGAAAUUUAACAUUUGGUAAAACCCUCGUAUACCUAGCACAAUAUGAUUUCACAAAAUCCGUUUGGCAAGAAAUGGCGUCCCCUGGUAAUGGAAGCAAUCAACUCCCUGGCCCUGCGACCGUGGUGCUAAAUGAUUUUAAGAAAAACGGCCAAUUUUUCGUUGCCGGCUAUGGCAGGAGUGAUAAUGCAGUAUACCUGCGCAAGUGGGAUGGAAAUAAAUUUCGAGACAUAAGUCAAGGUCUUCUGAAAAAUUCAAUUAUCAGCCAAUUGUCGCUGGUACCGGCCGAAAGCCAACAUGGAUCGUCAGAUAUUCUCGACGCCAGCUGGCUGCUACUUAUAGCCGGCGACUUGGCGCUGACUUCAUAUGGCAACGUGAGCGCCGCAUUAUAUGAUGGCAGUACAUUGUACCCCUACUUGAUUUCCGCAGGAGGUGGAACACUGGGAAAGAUAUUCAGCAUUUUUGCGCCAAUCUCUCCAGGCUUUUUGAAUGGAAAGAACUUCUUGCCGGUACCAUUGGUAAUAUUGAUCUCCGUGUCAAUAUCGCUGGCCUUUAUAUUCAUACUCGUCGCAGCCGGAAUGUCGUUUAUGUACUUCAAACGACGGAGGGUAUCCAAAUCAAGGUCGA
This is a messenger RNA of Acaulospora colombiana, 2922 nucleotides long. NCBI's taxonomy places the organism in Eukaryota, Fungi, Glomeromycota, Glomeromycetes, Diversisporales, Acaulosporaceae. The record is from the annotation of a GenBank genome assembly.